CUUUUCCGUACCAAACAAUUAAAUCUUUAUGGAACUUGUAUUGGGUGGAUUCAAUGGUGUUGUGAUAGAAGGAAAACGACCAAGGCGACCAAAGAUGCGAAAAAGUGCAGGUGGAAGGGCUCCAUCAAUAUACUUGAAGUCUGAUCAACCAACGAAAUCUGUACCUUCUUCUUCUACCUCUUCUCGUACUACACCUAUCAGACUCGAUUCUCCUUUUAACUGUAUCUAUACUCCACCUUCAGUACCAUCGACGACAAAUGACAAUACUCACCACGACUUGGUUCUUCACAAUGUUGUAGAACAAUUGAAUAGGCACAACAAGAACAACAAUAAAAACGAACACUGGACAAUUGAACGAUACGAUGACCAACAAUAUAGUAUCAACAUUCAUAGUAUGCAAGGUAUUGCUGAUGUUAUACAGACUCUUGGGCAAUUAUCUCUUCAAUCAUCGAUGCAAUCUCAACUUUUGGAUUUGGAAUGUUUGUCUCAUCUUCCUUCGAUUCAACAGCUUGACGAUAUUAACAGUUCAGAGAAUAAUCAUGACACUCAACAACAAGUUCAAAAAUGGGAACCUAUAUCUUUACCUUACAUUCACUUCCACAGCGAACUCUAUGCACGAAGUAUCAUUUAUGUGAAUCAAGAAUGGCCUCGGGUUAUGUCCAUCCUUCCAGUUUUACUCGAUGAUUGUGUCCAAAGUUUCAUUACUUGUAUGAAUCACUACUUUCCUGUUCGUCCCAAACAAUUACUGGUACAAUGGUAUUCAUCUUUGGCUGAUCCUUCAAGCGAUCCUCUUGUUCUAUCCAUAGCUUCCUUUUGGGUCCGUCAUGUUUUUAUUCACCAUCCCAUGGCACAACUCAAACAUCUUCAUGAUCCCACGGUACUUGACUCUGUACAAUCCAAAUUGGCACAUAUGGCACGUGAUGCUUUGGCAGACUGUUUUGAUCAACCUCAUAUUCAUCAUAUCUAUGCUUUGAGUCUAUGCAAUAUGACCACCGCGUUACCUUUGGAACAAAAGGCCAUCAAUCAUACUUUGGCUGUCCGUAUGGCUGCAGCUUUGGAUAUCAAGCCUCUUUAUUCAUCAUCAUCAUCAUCAUCAUCAUCAUCAUCAUCAUCGUCAUCUUUAGAUAGCAACGAAGCAGAACUCAACAAUAGGGUAUGGUGGUAUCUUUUUCAAAUUGAUCACUUUUUGACGGAAUCAGGGACAAUCUCACGCUCGAUGCUUGAUCCUCCAUCAGAUGAUUAUGAAGCUCUUUCACGAUUAAAGUUACCUACGAUUUGUGCAUUGGAUGAAAUGGAUGAAACGGCCGGUGUGCAUGUAUGGAGCAACGUUCUCAAGAUUUGGAUGAUACGACGACGAAUUACCAAGACAAUUGAACAGGUGGACCCUCAGCAAGAAGCUCAACUGACUGAUAUUUACGAUGGUGCUUUAUUGGAAAUUGAUCGCUGGUCGAAAGAUCUUCCUUCUAUGUUGCAACAUGAUGUGGCCCUGAAUCCUGACAAUUUUUCACAUAUGGCAGAAGCAUGCUUGACAGUGAGUAUGGAACGGUGUACAGAUGUGGCUUUGAUAUCACUACGACUUUUACCUCGUGAUGGACGUGUCUUGACUCAAUUACAACGUCGGGCGGUACUGACUAUGAUCGAUAGUUCAAUAGAGUUGAUCACUACUCGGCAAUCUGUUGUGGCUUUUGCUCCUUGUCAAACUUGGCCUGGUGAUUUGAAACGAUCAGUGGAAAUGCUCAUGUCAUGUCUCAAAUAUGGUGAUCCUACCGUGGUUUCUAGAUCUAGGAUUGGUCUUAUGCGUGCUGCUCGAAUGUUACGUUCCAUGGCCGAAGUCAAAUGGCAAGAUCAUAUAUGUACUGCGAUGUUAUCUAAAAUUGAACAAGUUCUCUCUGGUACUGAUAAUGAUUUAUCUCAACAACCACAUCAAUAUCAUGAUGAUCAUCUACAACAACAACAACAACAACAACAAAUGAAUCAGUCUAGUUAUUCUCCACCUUUUACAACUUUUGUGAUGGAUACAAUGGAUACGCGAUCACUAGGACAGGAAGAAGAAUUGACACAACAUCAUCAACGUUCGAAUGAUGGAUUAGAAAAACAUAUACCUGUUGGCACUGCGACAACAACAACAUCAUCAUCCUUGGAUACUCUUGUUGAAAACAUCGACAAUCGGGCUCAGUCUAAGAAACUACAGAAACAAGCACGGUUUAUCUCAGUUGACGACGAUGAAAAUAACAGUAGACCUAGUAUCAAGAUCGCCAAUAAUCUUUAUGAAGGUGUGAUGAUGCUUGAUAGGGAUAUGGCACCAAGAUCCAAAUAUUACAAUCCAAAUAUUACCAAUCCAAACGAUGCCUUUGAUGAUAUUCUGGUGUUUGAAGAUAUGAGACGAUAUUCAACUCAAUGAUCUCUCCC
This is a messenger RNA of Halteromyces radiatus, 2409 nucleotides long. RefSeq lists its product as uncharacterized. The transcript has a single exon. The record is from RefSeq and is a predicted model, not a curated record. The coding region runs from base 29 to 2401 and encodes 790 amino acids. Lineage: Eukaryota; Fungi; Mucoromycota; Mucoromycetes; Mucorales; Cunninghamellaceae.